AUGUCUGACGAUGAAGUAGUAGCGGUGAAAAAGCCUAAACUGUAUUAUGGGUCUCUGGAGGAGCAGGAGAAGGCUCGGCUGGCGGCUCUGGCGGCGGCUGCCAGGGAGGGAGUUAAAGAAAGUGCCAAAGAAACUGGUGACAUACAAAUUUCCAAUGAAUACAUGGAGUUGGAAGAUGAGAUAACAAAAGAUAAAAAGGCGUUAUUAGAGGAGUUUGAACGGAGAAGGAAAGCUCGUCAGUUGAAUGUAUCGACUGAUGAUGACGAGGUCAGACGGAGUCUUCGUCAACUUGGUGAGCCUGUGUGUCUGUUUGGAGAAGGUCCGGCUGAGAGAAGAGUCCGCUUGAGGGAUCUACUCAGCUAUUUAGGUGAGGAUGCUAUCCACAAGGCCUUGGAGGAAGAGGAGGCCCGUCUGGAGAGGGACCGAGGCCGGGAGGGGACUUGGUAUCACGAAGGCCCCGCGGCUUUAAGGAGGGCCCGGAUCGAUAUAGCAAGAUUCUCACUACCGAGGGCUAAACAGAGAUUGGCCCAAGCUCGUUCUGAGCUGGAGCUAGCCGGCAGCGUGAGGGCGGCCGCUAAACAAGACGCACAGAGGAAGGCUGCUGCUAACUCUAUAUACUGUAGUCAGAUAGGUGACACGAGACCCAUAAGCUUCUGUAGGUUCAGUUCAGACAGUAAGAUGCUUAUAACGUCGAGCUGGUCGGGCGUGUGUCGCGUGUGGUCUGUCCCGGGGUGUGUGGAGGUCCAGACCUUGUUGGGUCACACUUGUAACGUGAGCUCGGCGACCUUCCACCCUCAAGCGGUGAUGCCGCAUCAUCUGCAACUCAAGGCGGAAAAAUCCGAGGAUAAAUCUGACGAUAAAUCCGAAGAUAUGUCGGUGGAUGUAUCUGACGCAUCACAUAACGUAGCGAUGGCUUCCUGUGGUUACGACGGCAGUGUGUUCCUGUGGAACUUUGUCAGUGAGUCUCCCCUCGCGUCACUCCAGGGUCACUCUCCGUCGCGCGUGUCGCGGGUAGAGUUCCAUCCAUCAGGUCGAUACUUAGCUACUACAGUGUUUGAUCACUCCUGGAGGCUGUGGGACUUGGAGACACAGACGGAGGUUCUUCACCAGGAAGGUCACGCCAAGCCGGUGUACAGCGUCGCCUUUCAAUGUGACGGAUCCUUGGCAGUGACCGGUGGUAUGGACGCGUUCGGUCGUGUGUGGGACCUCCGCACGGGUCGCUGCGUCAUGUUUCUUGAGGGUCACUUGGGACCCGUGCUUGGGGUCGACUGGGCCCCCGCCGGUCACCAGCUAGCUACGGCCGCCGCUGAUCAUCAGGCUAAGAUCUGGGACCUGAGGCGUCGGUCGUCCAUAUACACAAUACCUGCGCACACGCAUCUCAUCAGUGACAUCCGUUAUCAACGCAGCCAGGGUCACUUCCUAUUGACCUCCUCGUAUGACAAUUCUGCCAAGCUCUGGUCAAACCCCGCCUGGCACCCGCUGAGGACACUCUCCGGACAUGACAAUAAGAUAAUGAGCUGUGAUAUUUCCCCGGACAACAAGUACAUAGCGACCAGCUCCUACGAUAGAACAUUCAAGCUAUGGGCUCCGGAUAUGGCUUAA
Danaus chrysippus (African queen) is the source of this 1602-nucleotide messenger RNA. The record is from the annotation of a GenBank genome assembly. NCBI's taxonomy places the organism in Eukaryota, Metazoa, Arthropoda, Insecta, Lepidoptera, Nymphalidae.